Messenger RNA from Trypanosoma theileri, 1281 nucleotides. RefSeq lists its product as uncharacterized. NCBI's taxonomy places the organism in Eukaryota, Euglenozoa, Kinetoplastea, Trypanosomatida, Trypanosomatidae. The record is from RefSeq and is a predicted model, not a curated record. The transcript has a single exon. Bases 1 to 1281 code for a protein of 426 amino acids.
AUGUUCGUCCAACUGCGUCGCGUGAUGUACCUGUUGGUACUACUCCAAUGCUGCGUGUGUGUGGCAUAUGUGGCGAAUGCAAAUGAAGUUGAGCAGGUUUCUUCAAACGACGAGUCAACUAAAGCAAAAAAGGUGGAUCAGUUAGUCAAGGCAAUAGAAAAGGCGUUUGAGCGCAUUAUGCCUAUGUCCGGAUGUCUGUCUUUGAUAAGAAAGAAUAUGGAAUUAUACAAGAAAAAUUACAAGCAUGCCGAAGCUGCAAGAAAGAAUAUCACUGCUCUUGAUGAAGAGAUCAAGGUUUUGAAAGGAAGAAAAGAAAAAGCGUGGAAACCAGAAGAGUGGGAGCAGGAAAAAAGGGAUGGAGUGCAACAAGACAUAUAUAUUGUUGGAAAUGCGACAUUAACACUUAAUGGCAUAUCUCAAAUGGAAAAGGCUUGUAGGAACGUGUCUGUGGACCUGGGAGAAGAAAUAAAAGGUCUUGUCAACGCUCGAGAAGGGUUUUUGGUCGCACAUAAAAACAAAACGCCGGAUGAAAUAAAGCUCGAAAAAAAAAGCAAUGAAACAGAGGGAGCGCUAGUUCACCUCAAUGAAUAUCGCGAAGACUUGCUGAGUGAAUUCGUACCACUUAUGGAGGUCGCAAAAUCCAUGUAUGACGCGUUGGAUGCCAUAAGGGGGUCUUUGGGGGAUGAGGCGACACAUGUAAUGAGUACAGAAAAGGACAGUGAAGAAGAACAUAAAAAACGUAUUGGGGAGAUAAUGAACAACUUUAAUGAAAAACUGAAGGAAGAAAAUUCAAAAGCAAAUGAAGAAAUGCAGGGUCGUGCAGAGGAGGAGCAGGAUGAAAAGGGAAGAGGGAGUAUAACUGAAGUGAAACCGACAGAGGCAACUGAAGAGACAAAAGGGGUUGGAGAGAAUGCACAGAAGCCACCCGAGGAAGGAGAAGAAAAGAAAGAGGACGAAGAAGAUGAGAAGAAAAAUACCAAAGGAAAAGAAGAAGGGAAAGGGAGAGAGGGUGAAGAAGAAAAGGCAGGGGAGGGAGAUGUCACAAAGGAAGAAGGGAAGAAAGAGAGAGAAGGGGAAGAGGCGGAGAAUUAUAAAAACAAAGAAGAGACCAAACAAGAGCAGGAAAAACAAACCAAUGAAGAAGCAAAAGAGGAUAAAAAGGGGCCGGGGGCGGUAUUAAGUGUAGUACAAGGUGCUGACAGCAGCCACAGUCCUGCAAUGGUGCACAGUUCCUUGCUUCUUGUUCUCUUGUAUGUGCUGGGUUGCACUCUCGUGUGUUAA